Molecule: messenger RNA, 1161 nt
Organism: Phialemonium atrogriseum
Lineage: Eukaryota; Fungi; Ascomycota; Sordariomycetes; Cephalothecales; Cephalothecaceae
Exons: 1
Coding region: 214-855 (213 amino acids)
Source: RefSeq, a predicted model, not a curated record
AGGGGCUUGCGACAUGGUUGGGUUGCUCAGGCAUGGAUUGCGCCUGCAAAAAACAAGCUGCAAACCUCGUCUGCUUGUGCGCCCAUUGCCUAGAACACCAUGUCCCAAGCCAUCUCGUCCUUAGGCCCAUCCGAUCCACCCUAAUACUCACCGCUACCUUAUCUUGAAAAAGCAAACUUUGUUGGAAUCGACUCGUCGCCUCUCCAUGAGUCAAUGGUUUUCAAGCUGCCAGGUGUGGGCAGAUCGUGGGGGCUCAGCGGUUCAGCUCCCGGAAGAUGGGAGGCUGGGUUCCUUGAUUUGGAAUCUUCUAAUGCAUGUUGGGUGGACAAAUCCGAUGCAUCAUGUACGGGGCCAAUACUUGCCUUCAUUGCGGGGUUAGGUCCUCACUCACAUGUGAAAUGCAAUGCCUCAAGCCUCAAGCCACAGCGAUGGCCAGCGCCUGAUCUCCGGUACCUGUCCAGCAGCACUGGGAUUAUCUUACUCUUCCACCUGGGUGUGCCAUGUCUCACAACAGCCACUCUGAUUCGCACCAUCCAGUCCAAGACAUGGAUGUCGUGCCACCAACUGCGACCCCUCCCCCAGAACGCGGCUUUAAGCGAUCACACACAGCUGGUCAAUCACCCUGCUAGCGUUCCCGGCGAUCGCGGCCUUUCCACUAGUCUCGUUGCUGCCAGUCGAGCUCCGAAUCAUCGAUCGAUAUUACUGGCCGACGUCCAAUACCCGCGACGCCAUGACCGAUUUCUCCGUCACGAGAAACCCCGUCGGACUAGAUACCUCCUGGCUAGCCUCGGCCCGGGGACACACCUUCGCCGGAUGUGGUUGCUAUCUGCGUUCCUUUCAUCAUGGUGGCGGUGAGACACUGGAGUACACUCGAGUUUGGUCACACCUCUCCUGCAGAUGCCUGCAUUUACUGUAAGCCCUCCUUCGUACCUGCCAACCAACCUCCUGACCAGGAUGCCCUCGUCGCCAUCAGGCCCUUCCAGAGCCGCCUCCUCCCCCGCACCAGCCCUCUUCCGGCUCCCCUGUCAAUGUUGCAUCCCUGCUGGGCUGGUCGUUCCGACCAGGCUGCAUCACAUCACCUCCCGCCUCGCUGUCACCCGCCCGCCGAGAGUGGAUGGGAUCAUAAGCCACAUGCGGACCAGGUCGCGAUCGGCCCCCCUG